Messenger RNA from Protopterus annectens (West African lungfish), 4010 nucleotides. RefSeq names its product deoxyribonuclease gamma-like. Lineage: Eukaryota; Metazoa; Chordata; Ceratodontiformes; Protopteridae. The record is from RefSeq and is a predicted model, not a curated record. Gene Ontology annotation, molecular function: DNA nuclease activity. Gene Ontology annotation, biological process: DNA catabolic process. The coding region runs from base 159 to 1106 and encodes 315 amino acids. The transcript has 9 exons. Gene Ontology annotation, cellular component: nucleus.
GGUUGGUUAUCUACAGAAAUCACAUGACUAGAAGAAUGCUUCUCCUCUGAGGGGCAUAGAAAAGUUCCAUAUACACUGGAACCACUUUUGAAACAGUAUCCUGCAGUAACAGAAGAGUUUUGAGCCAGACACACCUCAUUCAGAAAAGGUGACAAAUUAUGAACAUUACACUGAAUGCUGCGAUGAAGCUGGUGAUUCUGCUGUUUUUUGUGGAUGCAGCAGCUACUGGCCUGAAGAUCUGUGCUUUCAAUGUCAAGAGCUUUGGGGAGGCAAAGGCAGCAAACCAGAAAAUCAUGGACACUUUACUCAAGAUCCUAUCCCGGUGUGACAUCUCUCUUCUUCAGGAGGUUCGGGAUGCUAAAGGAACAGCAGUGCAAAUGCUAAAGAAUCAGCUCAAUAGCUAUGACAGUACUCACACCUAUAAAAUCAUUGAGAGUGCACGACUGGGAAGAAACAAUUACCAAGAGCAGUAUGUCUUCUUUUACAGGUCAGGCACAGUGUAUGUGAAAGACUCAUAUCAAUAUCCUGAUGACCAGAAAGAAGACCCGGAUGCUUUCUCUCGUGAACCGUUUGUUGUCAAGUUUGAGGCACCCAAAACGGUUAUCCAGGAUUUUGUGCUGAUUCCCCAGCACACUACACCAGCCAAUGCCACAAAGGAACUGGAUGAGCUGUAUGAUGUGUUUCUUGAUAUUAGAAGGAGAUGGAAGACAGAGAAGAUAAUGUUUCUUGGAGACUUCAAUGCCGAUUGUGGUUAUGUCCCAAAGAAAGCAUGGAAAAAUAUUCGAAUUUGCUCUGAACAAGGUUUUCACUGGUUGAUCGGAGAAAAAAAUGACACUACAGUCAAAGAAUCCACACGUUGUGCCUAUGACAGGAUCGUGGUUUAUGGGAAUGAGUUCCUCAGCAAUAUAGUCCCAGGCUCAGCUAAGCCAUUCAACUUCCCUGAGGCACUCAGGAUGUCUGAAGCAGAGGCAUUAGAAGUCAGUGACCAUUACCCUGUCGAAGUGGAACUCCAUGCAAAGUCUGGAGGACAAAAUAAUCAAGCUUUGAUGCUGUUAGUUUUUACAUACACCCUCAUGGAAGCCAGAAACUGGUUUGAGAGCAUCUGAUAAAACUGCACUGAAGAAGAAGCACUCUAUCUAUAUGUGCAAUUCUGUGACAUUUAACUAAAUCUGAGCAGUCUUCUCCUCAGUAAUCAAGAUGCAAUGAUUACAAGUAACUGGAAAAAUGGGCACAUUAAUUGGCAAAUGGAUCUGUCAAGCGGAGAAUAAGACACAUAUCACACAAACUGUUGGUGAUUUUUGUCACCAAAACAGGCCCAUAUGAACUAUUUAAAAGCUGCUGCUUUGCACAGAACCUUCAUUCAUAUCACAUCAGAUGAAACCCAUACACGAAAUAGUAAGUGUAAUAGGAAACACAGACACAUGCAUAAGAAAUGUAUCAGAUAAAUAUAGUGACUGCCUCCGUGGUAGAAGAGGAGAGCCUAAAUUAGCCAUGGUUCUUGUAUAACCUGCACACCAUCUCAGACAUACCUGUGCCAUACUAUGUCAAAACUGACUUUCUGAAAGUGAUGUAUUGUAUUAUUUGUUUACUGACUGUUUAAAAAUAAGUCUCUUUGAACUUGCCAAGGUUCAGCUCCUUUGCAAUUUAACUGUCCCAACCGGCAAUAUGAAUUCUGAAGCACUUUGCCUUGUAUCCACUUAGCUGACAACAUUUUUGUAUUGUUUAUGCCUUUUACAACUGCAGGGAUUCGUUGUAAUGUGUGUUGAAAUCUAUUUGGGUUGCAGCUUGGGUAAGUCAUUGUAAAUCACCAUUCAACUGUAAAAGGAGAUAAAAAGAAUUCCAAGUCUAAAUGAAAACAAAGUUUGGUUUGAGUGGAUCCAGUGGUGCUGAAAGUGCUAACAGGGCCUGGCAGGGUACUCAUUCAAAAUCAAAUUCAGGCAGUCUCAGUUUGUAGCCAGCACAGCAGUGAGUGCUGUGCUUUAUGCAACAUUAUCCCCGUCACCACCACCAUCAUCAUCAUUAUUAUAAAUUACCGAGGUUUACAAAGUCAGUUAUUUUUCCAUUCCUUCAUUCCUGAAGAUCAGAUAAGGUUCCUGUCACAAACAGGUUUCCUAGAAUUUCACAGUGUAGCAGGGGCGGACCAUGUAAGUGUAUUAAAAUGUAUAUUUUUCACCAAGUUUUCAUAAAGUAAUACUCAAAAAAUAAUUAACUGCUAGAACCGUAAUACAACUGUGUAGGUGUCUGCAUUCUGCUGGGAUUUCUUAUAUCUAGAAUUACUGCAGUAAAUACAGUGGGUGGCAGUGAACUAAAAUAUUUACCUUGGCUGAACUUUGGGGAUGUCAGGGUUGCAUCUCUGUCCUUUGCCAAUGAUGUUGUCCUCUUGGCUUCAAUUGACUGUGACCAUCAUUAUGCAACAGGGCAACUCAAUGCCGAGAGUAAAGUGGACAGGAUGAUUAGCAGCAUUUUUAAAUCCAAGGUCAUAAUUCUAUUCUAGAAAAGACUUAAUUACUCCCUGCAAGUGAGGGAGAUGCAGCUACCUGAAAUACAGACAUGUACAUAUUUUGUGAUCUUGUUCAUUAGUGAAGGUAGAGGGCAUCAGCAGACUGACCAGCAGAUGGGUGCAGUGACAGUAGUACUGUGGGCAUUUUACCAGACUCUGUGGGUAAAGUGGGAGCUCGAUCAUGGGAUGAAGUUUUCAAUUUACAGUCAGUCUGUAUCUUCAUCCCCACCUGUGGUCAUGAACUUUGGUUAGUAGCUGAAAGCACAAAAUCAUGGAUACUAGUGGUGGAACCGACGUUCCUUUGUACAGUUACUGAGCUCACCUUCCAUGACAAAAUGUAUUCAUGCAGAUUCAUUCAUGAAGAUCCAGGAAUACAACUAUCGGUCCUCAGAAAUAAGAUCAGACAAAUGUCAUGGUUUGGACACCUAGAGAUGAUGCCCCAAGGCCCCUUCCUGAGGGGGUGCCAGCAUGACAUACUAGAAGGAGGCCAUGAGGCUGACCUAGAACAUGUUAGAAAAUUAUACUUCCAUCCAACAUGGGAGUGCCACAGCAUCCCCCAGCAGGAGCAGGAGUACAGGGGAGUCUGCUCUGCCCUACUCACUUUGUUACUACUGCACCCUUUGUCAGGAUAAGCAGUUUACAAAAUGGACGGAUACGUGCAAACGACGAAUAGACAGACCAUCUGCAAGUCCCACUGCAUGUUUUGCCUGAUGGAACUAUAGUGAAGCAUUUUUUGUUAUUUCUGCCACAUAUUCCACUGCCAUGCUUUGCUUUUAUGGGUGUGAAAGACAGAAUGGCAGUGGCUAUGAGAUUUCAUCUUGCAGUGCUAGUAGGCUGACUCUGACAAAGCAUGUUGUCCAGUCAGAAAUUUGGCUGCAAGAGAAUACUGCAGCAUCUGUCAGGCUGCUGUUUUUCCAGGGAGUUAAUGUAUAACUUAUCUCUGAUGAAAGUUAGGGGUGCGAUAGCAUUAAAAUACCGAUAUAUGCAAUAUCGAACAAGAAAUGAGGAAUGCUUACUUAAUUAUGUGCUCCCAUCUUUGGGGAACAAAACAGAAAAAGGCUUAUUUUCAUAGCUGUGAAGUAUGGAAACUGAUCCACAUAUUCCAGUGUCUUUCACGACUGUGGAUUAAAAAAAUGUCAGCUCUGUUGACUCAUAAAAUGUUUAUGACAUUGUAAAUGAAUGCCACUUAGGGACUUGAAGAAUGGAUUGAAAUUUGCCAAAAUAAGCCCACUGGUUAAAUGAGGGCAGGUUUGCCAUGGAAAUUCUAGAAAGUAAGAGACAAACAGAAAAGUCAAGUUGGGUAAAAAGGAAUAUAGAUAUUUUUUCCUCAGAGAGUGAAACAUCUAACAGUACAAUAUGCAUACAUAUGUUAUGGAACCUAUGUAAGUAAAAUGUAAGAAAGUCAGGGAUCAUUUGAUGGAGGAAGGUACUACAAGACUUUAAAAUCUUUAAUGAGAAAUGGUUCUGGCAAAUAGAAAAUAAAAUGUGUAUGUGUGUGUGUGUGUGUGUG